AUGAUAAAAUUUUCGUUCGUUAUUCUUUUGGCCACCAUAUUAACGGUUUUGGUUGCUGGUCUGCGAAUCAAAAUCCAAGAUUCCAUUGACUUGACCUAUAAUUCCGAGUUCCAGCCUUCCAACUUGCAAAAUGAGGAGAAAAGAUUGAUUCAAACAAGUCCAUUCAAGUCAGAAUGGAUGACAGAAGAACAAGUUUGGGGCUUAAUUAGAAACAAAAUAAAAUUCAUGGACAUAACAGACUACAGUUCUUUGGGAACACAUUAUAAGGCUUAUAAAAAACGAGGCAGGUUUCGCUCAUUCCCCGUUAAUCCUGCCUUUGAAGAUGAAGUUGUGCCUUUAAUAUAUAAUCUUUCCACCAAGUACAUGCGAAAAAACCUUGAGAAAUUUACUUCAUUCCGCAAUCGAUAUUAUCGCUCUAAAUAUGGAGCAGAAUCCUCUCAAUGGUUAUAUGACCAGGUUGUCAACAUUGUUAAAAAUGCGAAUUAUUCGGAUCCAAUUUUAUCAGCUAAGCAAUUUACGCAUAAAUGGGAUCAAAAAUCGAUCAUUGCAAGAUUUCAAGGUUCCGACGAUGACAAGGAAAAUGAAGUGGUCAUUGUUGGUGCGCAUCAGGAUUCGAUUAAUAUGUGGAUGCCUAGUUUUGGCCGAGCUCCUGGAGCUGAUGAUGAUGGAAGUGGUACUGUUACAAUUUUGGAAGCAUUUCGUGUGCUAGCUGAGGGGCAAUUUAGGCCUAGACGUUCUGUCGAAUUCCAUUGGUAUUCAGCUGAAGAAGGUGGUCUUCUAGGAUCUCAAGCAAUUGCUUCGCAUUAUGAACAAUUAGAAGUAGACGUAAUUGCUAUGUUGCAGGUUACGUGGUUCAUCAAGAAACUGAUUAAAUCAUAUGCGAAAUUGCCUGCAAGAGAUACAAAAUGCGGCUACGCUUGUUCUGAUCAUGCUUCGUGGAGAAAGGCCGGUUACCCCUCCGCUUUUGCUAUUGAAGGCGCAUUUGAUGACUCUAACCCAUACAUCCACACUUCUAACGAUGUCGUGGAUAAUCUUAGCUUUGACCAUAUGCUUGAAUUUGCAAAGCUCUCUGUGAGUUUUGCCGUUGAGCUAAGUCACAUUUAA
Messenger RNA from Dentiscutata heterogama, 1104 nucleotides. NCBI's taxonomy places the organism in Eukaryota, Fungi, Glomeromycota, Glomeromycetes, Diversisporales, Gigasporaceae. The record is from the annotation of a GenBank genome assembly.